Molecule: messenger RNA, 2014 nt
Organism: Pistacia vera
Lineage: Eukaryota; Viridiplantae; Streptophyta; Magnoliopsida; Sapindales; Anacardiaceae
Exons: 15
Coding region: 514-1782 (422 amino acids)
Source: RefSeq, a predicted model, not a curated record
GUGAGAUCGUCACUCAUUGUAUCAUUGGGCUGUGAGUUGACCCUGAUUUCUGUUAUAACAAUUUGGAUCUACUCAAGUAAAUAUUCUCCAUUUUAGAUCUCACGCUCACCAGAAGCAAGUUUAUGCAGUCUGAGGGCUGGGAAGGAUUCAUAAGUUAAUUAUUUAGAGGAGCCAAGUUCAAAAUAGAUAAAGAAAAAUAAAUGGAUUGGAUGUGGAUAUUACUUUGAUAACUUCAUACAUACCUGGACUUAUGGAUAAAGUUGGAAACAUUUUCAGAGAAUUAACUGGAUAUGAGCUUAUUCAAGUGGUUAGGAGUCAUAGUCACGCAAAGAGCACGUUAGUUUGUGCGUUACAAGCAAAACCAUUUAUUUUAAGAUGAUGAAACACAUGAGCAUUAACUCCUAGGACUGACUUUUUAAGUCCUAAGUAACUUGUUAAUUGCUUUUCAUCAUCUUCUUUAUACUUUAUAUUCUUACUUUUAUUCACUCAUUCACACCAUUCCAUGCAUGGACCAUGAACUCUAAGAAGAAUAUGUCAACUUCUAUAUACCCAAAGGUUGAGCGCAAGAAGCACAAAUCAUUUCAUUGCCUCCUUACAGUGAUUUUGCUCGCUGCAGCUUUCUUCUUGGGGAGUGCCUUUGUCGUCUCAAACUGUAAAGAGAUUUUUCGAUGGGGAGUGCUUUCAAGGUCUAAGAUGUGUGAGACUCGAGACAGACUUUAUGGAAGCGAGACGCUACCUGAAGGCAUUGUCUCUGGCACGUCUGAUUUGAAAAUGCGUCCAUUAUCAGGCCCUGGAAAUGAAAAGAACUCAAAGACCCCAAUGAACUUAUUGGCCAUUGCAGCUGGGAUAAAGCAAAAAGAAAGUGUAGAUAAAAUUGUCAAAAAGUUUCCACCAAGUGAUUUUGUGGUAAUGCUUUUUCAUUAUGAUGGCAUUGUGGAUGAUUGGAGAGAUUUAGAAUGGAGUGCUCAAGCCAUACAUGUAUCCGCUAUCAAUCAAACUAAGUGGUGGUUUGCUAAGCGUUUCUUGCAUCCUGAUAUUGUUUCAGGCUAUGCCUACAUAUUCCUGUGGGAUGAAGACCUUGGAGUUGACAAUUUUAAUGCUAAAAGAUAUCUUUCAAUUAUUCGAGAAGAAGGGCUUGAGAUAUCACAGCCAGCCCUUGAUCCUGAAUACUCCGAGUUGCAUCAUCAGCUUACAGCCCGAGACAACAGAACAAGAGUACACAGGAGGAUUGUUAAGGUGAUCGGCGGUGGAAGAAGGUGCCACGAAAACAGCACCAAUCCUCCUUGCACAGGGUUUGUGGAAAUGAUGGCACCUGUUUUCUCGAGAGCAUCCUGGUGUUGCGCAUGGCAUAUGAUUCAGAAUGACUUGGUUCAUGCAUGGGGCUUGGAUUUUCAACUUGGCUAUUGUGCACAGGGCGAUCCUACCAAGAACAUAGGAAUUGUUGAUUCCGAGUAUGUUGUUCACUAUGGUCUUCCGACACUUGGAGGUCCAGCACUAAAGAUUCGACAGCCAACAAACAUGCAAUCAACUGUUGCACUCUCAUUUGUAUUAGUUACUAACUCACAAUGGCAAUCCUCAAUGCAGACAAAUUCUGAAACCCCUGACUUAGUAGCUCAGAAUGAAAACUUAGCUAGUUCAAAACAACAGGUAACAUUGUCCAAUCAGCCUACUAGUAGAAAUGAGGUGAGAAAACGGUCAUAUGUUGAAUUAGAGAUCUUCAAAAAUAGAUGGAAAAAAGCUGUGAAGGAAGAUGAUUGCUGGAUUUAUUCACUUAAAGAAUAAAAAAAACAGUAGAAACACUCAAAGCGUUUUGUUAGAGAGGAGAAAUGGCAGCAAUUACCAACAAAGCUACCGUUUCAAGUGUAAAAAGUACAAUUAUUUUUCUGCAAUGUUGAGGAGCAUAAAGUCUAAUACCUAUUAGAAUAAAGCUAUUCUUUUAAUCUAUCAAAUCUUGUAUAACUACAGCAAUAUAACACGAUUCGUUUUGCAAGGGCUAGACAAUUUAUUUAUUAUG